GGAGAAGCACCCCAACCCACCAAUGGGCUCCUCCUCUUUCUACGACGGGGCGGGACCUUGCGUCACCUCUGAGGCCCGCCCCUUACGUGACGUGCGUGCGCAGACCCCCUUUCCUCAGCGCGUGGCGCCCCCCGGCGGCGGCGCCCCUUCAAUGCGAGGGCCUGUCUCUUUAACACCGCCCAUGGAGCCGCAGGCAGAGGCGCGAACGCUCGGGGAGCCUGCGCCUCGGCCUUCAGGCGCCUCGGGGUCACCGACGCCGGACGAAGAGGAGCGGACUAAGGGCGGCGCUCCCUCCGAGGACGCUUUGGGGGACAGCACGAAUGCAGACGGGCUGUGGGGGUUGCCGGUGGAGCACGCGGAGCGCAGGCCUGAGUGCAGCCGCUGCAGCCGGCCCCAGAAAGUGUGCUUAUGUCCAUAUCUCCCAGUGCGUCCACUCCAGAUCUCUACCCGUUUGUACAUAAUUCAGCAUCCUGCAGAGGAAAGCAAAGUGUUGCGCACAGUCCCUCUGCUAGCAGCAUGCCUUCCCCCAGACAAAUGCACAGUCAAGAUCGGCCGCCGCUUCAGUGAAGAGCGAGAUGUUGAACUUUCAACUGUUUGCCGGGACUCUGGUACAUUAAUAUUAUAUCCAGGGGCUGAAGCUACUAAUUUGGAAGAAUUUAUAUUAGAUUCUCCUGUUUAUCCUUCCACAAUCAUCCUCAUUGAUGGUACAUGGAGCCAGGCUAAGGACAUUUUCUAUAAGAAUUCCUUGUUCCGACUUCCCAAACAGGUGCAGUUAAAAACUAGCGUUUGUAGUCAGUAUGUAAUUCGGAUGCAACCAACAAACAGGUGCCUUUCCACCCUGGAGUGUGCUGCUAUUGCUCUUUCCAUCUUGGAGAAAAACAGUUGCAUACAAGAGACUUUGCUUCGCCCUCUUCAAGCUCUGUGUUCUUUCCAGCUUCAGCAUGGUGCUCAGAUUCGCCUCAGCAAGGAAUAUCUUCUGAAGAAUGGAUUGUAUCCCAAGCCAAUACCAAAGAACAAACGCAAACUCAGGAAGAUGGAGCUGUUAAUGAACAGUGUCAAAAUUUAGCCCGCUUGUCCCUGUGGUGCUAGUUUACUUUCACUGGCUGACAAGGCUGUGUUACAUCUUCCCCAGUGUGGGCGUCUGCUCUGAAGAAGGGAUGUUGGCCUAUUCUUGUGCUGAAGGAUGAGGUCUGCUCCACAGCAUCCUAUGGUUCGCUUCCAUUGACUGUGAAAAGCAGUUUCACAUUGUCUCUAAUUUUCGUUUUGUUUUGUUUUUGUUUUUGUUUUAAGAUAAUGUUUCUCUGUGUAGCCUGUAGACCAGGCUGGCCUCAAACUCAGAGAUGUGGCUGCUUCUGCCUUUGAAGUUCUGGGAUGAAAAACAUGCACCACCUCUGUCCAGCUACUGUAUUUACUUUUAAACAUGUGCUUCCAAUACAUUUUUUUUAAAAAAAUUUAUCCACAAUACGAUUACUUGUUAGCCUAGAGUAAGGACCUAUUGUUUGUAAAAUGAAGAAAAUUGUGUCUGGGAACAUGUUCCCGUCAGUGUUUGUAGAUAUGUAG
Messenger RNA from Mastomys coucha (southern multimammate mouse), 1560 nucleotides. It is a transcript of the gene Dtwd2, whose product is annotated as DTW domain containing 2. The coding region runs from base 23 to 1066 and encodes 347 amino acids. NCBI's taxonomy places the organism in Eukaryota, Metazoa, Chordata, Mammalia, Rodentia, Muridae. The transcript has 6 exons. The record is from RefSeq and is a predicted model, not a curated record.